GUGAACUCAAAAGGAGUGUCAGGGUUGUUGUCAGGAGUAUCUCUGUGCUACAAAAGAGAGAGCAAGGUAACAGAUCAACCCCCCUGCGCCUGCCUGAAUCCUCAGCAUUCAUCCUGCAGCACACCUCCUCCUCCUCCUCGCUCUGUUACUUGCUUGGAAAAAUAAUGCCACUGACAGGCCAGGGAGGGCUUACCCAAUGAAAAAGAGGGAGUGCUGCACAAUACGAGCUGAUUGGCUGUCCUGGCCCUAAGCAGACUGGGAUAGAGCCUGCAGCUCAGGGAUUAGAGGCUUGUCUGCAUCUGUCCAUCCACAAUGGUUGUUCCUGAGUCUCAGGACAAAAUGUACUACCCUCCUGAUGACCUGAAGAGGGAUGCCCACGUGUCUGAUUUUAACUCCUAUCUGGCCCUGUACAGGAAAUCUCUCGAGAAUCCAGAAGCUUUCUGGAAAGAGAUUGCAGAUGAGUUCUUUUGGAAGAAGCCAGCAACAGGGCCGAUGCUGCAGCACAACUUUGAUGUGACAAAAGGGAACAUUUAUAUCAGAUGCAUGGAAGGGGCCAAAACCAACAUGUGCUAUAAUGUUCUGGACAGGCUGGUGAGGGACAGGAACCUGGGUGAAAAGGUUGCCUUUUACUGGGAGGGGAACUCCCCUGACCACCACACGGCCAUCACCUACCGCCAGCUGCUGAACCAGGUGUGCCGCUGUUCUAAUGUCCUCAAGAAGAUGGGUGUAAAAAAAGGAGACAGAGUGUCCAUCUACCUUCCCAUGAUCCCAGAGCUGGUCGUCACCAUGUUGGCCUGUGCAAGGAUAGGUGCUGUUCACUCCAUUGUGUUUGCAGGUUUCUCCUCUGAGUCUCUGUCUGAGAGGAUCAUGGACGCACAGAGCUGCAUCCUGGUGACAGCAGAUGGUGUUUAUAGAGGAGAGAAGCUGAUCAACCUGAAACAGAUCACAGACGAUGCUCUGGAGAAGUGCAGAGAAAAAGAAUCAUCUAGUGUCACUAAAUGCCUCGUCGUCAAACACCACGCGCUGAGAACAAGAAGCGGAGCUGCAUGCAACAAACUACAGACCCCCUGGGACUCGGAGUGCGACAUGUGGUGGGACGAGGCGAUGAGAGAAUCUCCUGAAGAGUGUGAGCCUGAGUGGUUGGAUGCUGAGGACCCGCUGUUCAUCCUCCACACCAGCGGCUCCACCGGCAAACCAAAGGGUGUUCUCCACACUGUUGCCGGGUAUCUGCUCUACACGUCGCUGACCUUCAAGUACGUUUUCGAUCAUCACCAUGACGACGUGUACUGGUGUACCGCAGACAUAGGCUGGAUCACCGGCCACUCCUACAUCACCUACGGGCCUCUUGCAAACGGUGCUACAAGCGUCCUGUUUGAAGGUAUUCCAGUCCACCCACAUGUAGGCCGCUGCUGGGAAAUUAUUGAGAAGUACAAAGUGACCAAGUUCUACACAGCUCCCACAGCCAUCCGCCUGCUGAUGAAGUACGGACGGGAACCUCUCCAGAAGUUUGACCUCUCCAGCCUGAGGAUUCUGGGUACUGUUGGUGAACCGAUCAACCCGGAAGCGUGGCAGUGGUACCACGAGGCCGUUGGUCAGGGCAGAUGUCCCAUUGUUGACACUUUCUGGCAGACAGAGACUGGAGGUCAUGUUUUGACUCCUCUGCCUGCAGCCACGCCGCUGAAACCUGGCUCUGCUACCUUUCCGUUCUUCGGGGUAGAGCCCACAAUCCUCAACGAACACGGAGAGGAGCUGGAGGGCGAGGCCGAGGGUUAUCUGGUCUUCAGGAGGCCCUGGCCUGGAAUAAUGCGUACUGUGUACAAAAACCAUGAACGCUUCGAGAACACCUACUUCAAGAAAUUCCCCGGCUUCUAUGUAACUGGUGAUGGCUGCAGGCGAGAUAAAGACGGAUAUUACUGGAUCACAGGAAGGAUAGACGACAUGCUGAAUGUGUCAGGCCACCUUAUGAGCACAGCGGAGGUGGAGGCAGCUCUGACGGAGCACCCAGAGGUGGCAGAGGCGGCGGUGGUGAGCCGGCCUCACAAGGUAAAGGGCGAGUGUCUGUACUGCUUCGUCACCCUCAAAGACAGCCGGGAGUUUAACCACACGAUGGCAGAGGAGCUCAAGAGACUGGUGAGAGAGAAAAUCGGACCCAUCGCCACGCCAGACUUUAUUCAAAAUGCUCCUGCACUCCCGAAGACUCGAUCAGGGAAGAUCAUGAGGCGAAUCCUGCGGCAGAUCGCCCGUAACGAGAAGGACCUAGGAGACCUUUCAACCCUGGCCAACCCCAAGGUGGUGGAGGUGCUGUUCAGCCAGAGGUGUGAAGCUGCAGCCUGAACUGACAUCCUCACUCUCUCUCUUUAUGCUGUGUAACAAUACAGACAAUCACACACUCUGCUGGUUUUGGAUCAGCUUCUGUGUGCUCAUGAGGGCUCUUUGGGACUGAUUUAGGGGACUUGGAUCAGAAAACUAUACCACUGACAAUUAAAUACUUAAAAAUGUUGUUUUUUAUUGAAAAAUCUGACGUUAGCGUUGCUUUUAUGUACAUAUUCUGCCUUUUGGUUGUUGUUGCUUUGCAGUUAGGCUUACAUUUCAAACUGAUUUACUAUCGUCUCGAAAAUUGUUGCUCCAAUUCUUAUUUCUUUGUAAUGGAGUAUGUCUUGAUUUUGAAAAAUCAGCUUUGCAAAGCCUACUGAUGUAAAUUUUAAAUCUGUGAUAUAUUUCUAGGUCCUGGGAAUAAAGUGUAAAAUUUUACAAA
Molecule: messenger RNA, 2755 nt
Organism: Notolabrus celidotus (New Zealand spotty)
Lineage: Eukaryota; Metazoa; Chordata; Actinopteri; Labriformes; Labridae
Gene: acss2l
Product: acyl-CoA synthetase short chain family member 2 like
Exons: 20
Coding region: 313-2334 (673 amino acids)
Molecular function (GO): acetyl-CoA synthetase activity; AMP binding
Source: RefSeq, a predicted model, not a curated record